GUUUGGACUUUUGGAGGAAAAAAUUCGGUAAAAGUGGUACAAUCCCAGUAACAUGAAAAUUAUGAUAUGAAAGCCGUGAUACAAAGAAAGAGUUUCUCAGUGAUAAGAUAACAAUUCAUAAAUGUAACAAGUAAUAACUGUAAAAUAAAGAAUUGUGUACGUGACGUAUGCAAAUGAAUUAUAAGAUUUUUGUUUGUUUGUUUUAAUGAUAAUAUUUUAGAUAUUCAAUAGAAUCCUUCGAACGUUUAGAUCAUAAGUUGCAAUUCAUGCAAUUUUUUUUAUUCAUUCUUACAAACAAAUAUCCAAUUUGUGUGAUCGUAAAUUAUGGUAAAAUCGGCCGUUCAAAUUAUUGACCAUUCAUUAAAAAUAGAUGAACCGAAAGGGUAAAUGUACAGAUAUUUUUCAUUAUAUUUAAAAUGUAGAUAGUAUUUCAUAAGUACAUAUGUUAAUUGCAUAUUAAUUAACAUUAUUGAAAAUUAUAAUGAAUAUCAAAUUAUUAUCUACCUAUGUACUUUAAUAAUUUGUAUACAAUAUUUUCUACACAUGACCUAAAUACGAUAAUAUCAGUCAGGUAGAUUCUCUAACAUAAAUAGUAUUAUUAGAUUAUCCGAGUCUGUUAUAUUGUAACAUUCCCCAUAACAGAUUAAAUAAUAUUAAAAUAUUAAUCCAUAGUCCAUAUUAAAAUUAUGAUUUAGUUACAGACAAUUUUAUUUUUUAGAAAUUCAUCAUGGUGGAUGGCACUCAUAGUGUUGUCAGUUAUUUCAUUUGGAACCCGAUUAUAUAAAGUACACGAACCCGAUCAUGUUUGGUAUAUUUAUAAAUAAUUUAAAACUACAUAAUUUUAAAAACAAUAUUCUUCUAAACAUAUUUUUCAUAUUUAUUUGAAUGUUUAGCUGGGAUGAAACACAUUUUGGAAAAAUGGGUAGUUGGUACAUUAACAGGACAUUUUUUUUCGAUGUGCAUCCUCCAGUCGGUAAAGUGAGUACUAAUUUUGUUGUAUUAUUUAUUUAUAUUAAAUAUACAAUAUAAAUUAUAAUAAUUACUUCUACAAGUAGAUGCUGAUAGCGUUAUCUGGAGUUAUGACUGGAUAUAAUGGAAGUUUUCCAUUUGAAAAACCUGGUGACAAAUAUAAUGAUGUUAAUUAUGUUGGAAUGAGAAAGGUUAAAUCACCAUAAAUUUUAAAUAAAUAUUGUAGUAGUAUUGGGAACAUUUCAACUUUUGUUUUUUAUAGUUUUGUUCAAUUUUAGGUGGACUAUUAAUACCAUUCACUUUUAUUUCUGUUUGGGAAAUGACAUAUUCAUUAAGUGCAGCCAGCUUAUCAUCUACAUUAAUUUUAUUUGGUAAAUAUAUAUUAUAUUUUUAAAUAAAUGGCAGUGGCGGAUUCAGUAAUUUGUUAGAAAAAAAUUUACCAUCCCUUCAUUGGCAUACGUUUUUUUAAUUUUUCUAACCAAAAAGAAACAUUUUUAAUUAAUUUAAUUAUUUACUAUUUUAAAAUACAUAAAACUAUGCUAUAUACAACAUGUUUAUUAUAAAUAAUAAUUAAUACAAGGGUGGAGAAAAUAAAAUAUAUACUGUUUAAAUUAUAAUUUAUUAAUUUUACCAUAAAAAGUAAAAACUUUGAAGUAAGAAAUAUUUUAACAUACACAAAUACACAAAGUUAAUAAUUUGUAUAUAAUAUUUUUAUUUAUUACUGAGAAAUGUUUUAAAAGGCCCUCAAAGUAUUUUGAAAAAUCAAAUUUGAUUUUGGUACUUAUUAAAAUGAUUCAAAUUUAUAACUGAUCUAUUAAUUUUUAAUUAAUUUAGAGUACCUAGAUACAAUGUUUUCUGUGUUUUUUCGUUUUUUUUUUUUUUUAAGCAACAUAAAAUAUGAAUAAGUACAUUACCUCUGGUAAAAUGUUGGUAUUUUACAUUAAUUUUUAAAAAAAUAUAUUAAAUAAUUGGAAUAAGGUAAUGAGAACACUUUUUUUGGUAAAGAAAAUACUUAAUUAUUUGUAAGUACAAAAUUUGUCACCUCUAAAAUUUUGACUUUCAAAUCGCCUCUUUGUUCUGCUGUUAAGUUAAUCGAAUGCUGAUGAAUACUUAUUUUAUAAAUUAUUAACAAUUAAAAUUUAUUUUCAGAUGUUGGAACACUAACAUUAACACAAUAUAUUUUGCUAGAUCCAUUAUUACUUUUUUUUAUGUUAUCAACUUUGGUUGGAAUUUGUAAAUUUAGAUCACUUAAGUUAAGGUAAGACAUAAUAUUGUAUUAAUAUUUUUUUUCUUUUUUGUGUGUAUAUGUUUAUUAAUUUCUAUGCAUUAUAAAAUAAUUUGUUCAGAGACUUCAGUGCUAUGUGGUGGUUUUGGUUAAUUUUCACUGGUAUAACAAUGGCUUGCUGUGUUGGUGUUAAAUUUGUUGGAUUAUUUCAAGUCAUUUUCAUUGGAUUGAUGACUAUUGUUGAUCUGUGGUUUACACUUGGAAACCUUUCAAAACCCAUAGUAAUGUAUACUAUUGUUUUGUACACAUAAUAGCAUUAUUAACAAUUAUGUUGCUUUUGAUUUAGAGUUAUACUAUAAAACAUUUUGUAGCGAGGUUCAUCUGUCUUAUUGUAUUACCAAUACUUCUGUAUGUGGGAUUUUUUUAUAUACACUUACUUGUACUCAAUAAAAGUGGAAAUGGUGAUGGAUUUUAUAGUUCUGCUUUCCAAUCAAAAUUACAAGGGAACUCAUUGCACAAUGCUAGUAUGCCAAAAGGUAAUACAAUAUCAUGUAUUCAAUAUAAUUUUUUUUUAGAUUCUAAAUGGAGUGAAAAAUCUUGUAGUUUUAUAAAGAUAUUUAUUUUUUUUUUUUUAUCUAAACAACUUUUUUACCACAACUUGCUUGGAUUUCUAAGUGUUUUCUGAAAAGAAAUCGGUGUGGGGAAGUACUCGAAGAAGGUCAUUAUUUGAUUUUCUCAUCAAAUUUUAAAAAUGAGAAUAUAAGAAUAUAAGAAAUGUAGAUAUUAGUUAAAAUAUAUUACAGCCUUCUUUUUUUCUGUGCACAACUUUUCUACCAGCAAUUUUGCUCCAACUUAUAAUGAUAGCAAUUUUUCUUAAAGGAAAUUUCACUGAGGAGGUACUUUAUAGUGAUCGUUUGUUUAUUUUCGCUAGAGUUUUCUCAACAAAAAACUGGGAAAAUUAGUAAAACAUAAAACAAAUAUUAUUAAUAAGAAAAUAUGUAUAGCCUUUUUAAUUAUUUUACUAUAAAAUUACUUAUUUAAUGUUGACAAUAUCACUCUCAACUGAACUCUGCUCAGAAUCCUUAUUUUCAUAAGCAAUGGUGUAUCCUUGCUUUCAGAUAUACAUUAAAUUAUCUAUAAUAGUGGCUACUCAUUAUCCUACAAUGUCUGUUUAGUAAUAAAAAUAAUAAUAAAACAUUAUGUAUGUAGAAGUUGCAUUUGGAUCAAUAGUAACCUUGAAAAACCAUAGAACUGGUGGUGGAUAUUUACAUUCACACUGGCAUUUGUACCCAGAAAAUGUUGGUGCAAAGCAACAACAAGUAUGUAAAAUAUAUUAAAUGUUUUAUGUAUUUUUUUUUUCAAAAAAAUUUAAUUUUUUAAUCUUAACACACAUUUAGAUUACAACCUAUGCCCACAAAGAUGAAAAUAAUAGAUGGUUAAUAAAAUUCUACAAGGAUAAUGAAAAGAUAAAUGUUAAUGAUACUGUCAGAUUUGUAAAACAUGGAGAUAUGAUACGAUUAGAACAUGUACCUACAAGACGAAAUUUACAUUCACAUCGUGAAUCUGCUCCCAUAACAAAGAAACACUACCAAGUCACUGGUUAUGGUGAAGUAAAUAUUACCUUUAACAAUUUUUUCGAUAAUUUUAUGAAAAAUAAUAUAAAUAAUUAUUAAAACAAUUUUCAAAUAUUAACCGAAAAUUAAUAAAAUAUGAAUCUUUAGGAGGGUGUUGGUGACUAUAACGAUGUUUGGAAGGUUUUUAUCGAAAAUGGAAAUGAAGAUACUGUUAUCUCGGCUGUAAUAAGUAAAAUAAAAUUUGUUCAUGUUCUUCAACAUUGUGUCCUAACAGCAUCAAAUAAACAAUUACCUAAGUGGUAAUGUAUUAAUACAUUUUUGUGUCUCAUUAUUUCAUGUACAAUUCAAUUUUAGGAUUAAUUUAUAGUAUUAAAAUGUUUAAAAAUGUAAUUAUUUAGGGCAUUUGAACAACUUGAAGUUACAUGUAGUCCAAAUUUAAGAGAUGCUAAUUCAUUUUGGAAUGUAGAGGAUAAUAUCAAUCCCAAUCGUAAGUUUAUAUUUAGUCAUAAAUAAAUAAUAUUAAUUGAUAUAAUUAUAAUUAUAAUUUAAAUGUGAUUUAUGAUUAUAGUUCCAAAUGUUAGUUUUGAAGUAUAUUCUCCAAAUUUUUUCGCCAGAUUUAUAGAAUCCCACGCUGUGAUGUUUCAAGGGAAUUCUGGUCUCAAACCAAAGGAAGGUGAAAUUACUUCUAGGCCCUGGCAGUGGCCUAUAAAUUAUAAGGUUUGGUUAUUAUUUUACUAAACAAUUUUGUCUUAAUGUUCAUAUUAUAAUUUUACAGGGUCAAUUUUUUUCUGGUAACAAUUACAAGAUUUAUUUGCUUGGUAACCCUGUCAUAUGGUGGGCAAACUUGGCAAUAAUGAUAUUAUAUAAUUUGAUUUCAAUAUGUAAAGCUACUUAUGAUAAACGGAGAAAUAAUCAAAAUGUUACUAGUAAGAAGCGAAAUUUUUUGUUUUAAUUCUUUACAUUCUUCUUUAAUAUUUUUUUUUUUUUAAAUAUUAGACCAAGAUUCUAAACAAAAAUUAUUAACCACCUGCAACUGGUUGUUUAUUGGAUGGUGUCUACACUAUUUACCAUUUUAUGCUAUGGGUCGAGUUCUUUAUUAUCAUCACUACUUUCCAGCAUUUUUAUACAGUUCAAUGUUAACAGGUAAAGUUUAUUGAAAUAAUAAUUACAUCAAGUAAUGUAAAUCAUCAGGUAAUUAACAUUUUAGGUGUCACAAUGACUUAUAUAUUAGAAACUAUCAAGACUUCCAAACCUAACCUUUUACAAAAAACUGUCUAUGAUGUGCUCAUUGGAAUAAUUUAUUCUUCAGUUAUUUAUAGGUAAAUUUUGUUUAGUUUAAGUACACAUAUUUAUUUUAAACUAUAUUCAUGUAUCUUUUUUCAGUUUUUAUCUAUAUUCUCCACUAGCAUAUGGGAUGGCAGGGCCAAUAUCCACAGAAAAAAAUAGUACUAUGUAUGGAUUGCGUUGGCUUGAUUCAUGGGAAUUUUAGAACAAAACUACUUAAACAAGACUGCCAAUAUUUUUUUAAAACUUAAUUUAAACAUUUUGAUUAAUUAUUUGUCCUUUAUUUGUAACAAACAACCAACUUUUUCAGUAUU
Molecule: messenger RNA, 5366 nt
Organism: Cinara cedri
Lineage: Eukaryota; Metazoa; Arthropoda; Insecta; Hemiptera; Aphididae
Source: the annotation of a GenBank genome assembly